GAGGAGGGGCAGAAGUAUUUGUUGGGGCCGGUGAGGCCGGAGUUGAAGGGGAGGAAGUGCCUGGUGUUGGAUUUGGAUGAGACAUUGGUGCAUAGUAGUUUUAAGGUGAGUUUUGAGCGUAGAAACGGAGGGCGAACGAUUGAAGUGGACGCUAUGAUGGAGAUGAGGAUUUAUGACGGACGUUAUGAUCUGGAAACUUACCGUUAUCGCAGAUGCUUCACCAAGCCGAUUUCACGAUCCCCGUUGAGAUCGAAGGCCAAUAUCACAACGUAUACGUGAUCAAGCGGCCCGGCGUUGAUCAGUUCAUGAAGCGUGUGGGCGAAUUAUAUGAGGUGGUAGUGUUUACGGCAUCGGUUUCCAAGUACGGCGACCCACUCUUGGACCAACUCGACAUCCACAACGUCGUCCACCACCGUCUAUUCCGCGAAAGCUGCUACAACCACCAGGGCAACUACGUCAAGGACCUCUCUCAAGUCGGCCGCGACCUCAAAGAAACCAUCAUCAUCGACAACUCGCCCACCUCGUACAUAUUCCACCCGAAACAUGCCGUUCCGAUCAGCAGUUGGUUCUCCGACGCACACGACAACGAGCUUCUGGACCUGAUCCCCGUGCUGGAGGACUUGGCGGGGCCGCGGGUCGCGGAUGUGAGCUUGGUGCUGGACGUGUCGCUGUGACAGACGCACGCGCUCACAUAACCACGAUCCGAGACGGUCGAGUUCUAUAUCUUCCCAAGUUUCUGGCGGAUGCGCAACGAGCGAGCGAGCGCGCGCUUCAUCAACAUGGCAUGGCGAGGCGUUAGGCGUACAGUCCCUUAUCUUA
Molecule: messenger RNA, 819 nt
Organism: Eremomyces bilateralis CBS 781.70
Lineage: Eukaryota; Fungi; Ascomycota; Dothideomycetes; Eremomycetales; Eremomycetaceae
Product: NLI interacting factor
Exons: 3
Coding region: 213-674 (153 amino acids)
Cellular component (GO): plasma membrane
Molecular function (GO): phosphoprotein phosphatase activity
Source: RefSeq, a predicted model, not a curated record